This is a messenger RNA of Racocetra fulgida, 234 nucleotides long. NCBI's taxonomy places the organism in Eukaryota, Fungi, Glomeromycota, Glomeromycetes, Diversisporales, Gigasporaceae. The record is from the annotation of a GenBank genome assembly.
GAUACGAAAAUAUCUCUUUAUCAAGAGAUGUGCAAUAUUAAAAACCAACUCGAAAAUUCAAAAGACUCGAUCCAACAACUCGAUCCAAUUUUGCUAAAAGAUCCGUUACUUAACCGCAGAUCAGAGUGUCGUGGUAAAUCAAGACAAAUCGUAAAAAAAGUCUGUAAAGGGUUCAUCGAAGUAGCUUGCAAACCAUCAAGAGGAAUAGCACGAGAUGAAAAUUCUAAAUCGUGA